Cygnus atratus (black swan) is the source of this 2659-nucleotide messenger RNA. Its product is annotated as inner centromere protein-like. The coding region runs from base 1 to 2649 and encodes 882 amino acids. The record is from RefSeq and is a predicted model, not a curated record. Lineage: Eukaryota; Metazoa; Chordata; Aves; Anseriformes; Anatidae. Gene Ontology annotation, molecular function: protein serine/threonine kinase activator activity. Gene Ontology annotation, biological process: metaphase chromosome alignment; meiotic spindle midzone assembly; mitotic cytokinesis. Gene Ontology annotation, cellular component: nucleus; chromosome passenger complex; midbody. The transcript has 18 exons.
AUGGCGGAGGCUGAGGGUCCCUGGCGGCUGCUGGAGGUGUGCGAGCAGAGGUUCUCCCAGUUCCUCCACAACGCCCAGCACAAGCACCUGGCCUGGCUGCGGGAGGUGGAGGAGCAGGGCAGGAGGCUGCUGGAGAGCAACUUCCAGGCUGAGCCUGGGUUAAUGCCCAAGAAGCCGUCACAGCGGAGACACCCCAAGAAGCGUCAGUCUUCGUCUGUGAGAGAUGAGAGCGUGCCAACCAGGAGGAGGUUGUCCAGAAGGAGAAGCAGUGUCAAACUAGCAUCUUCCAAGCCGGGUUCCCAAAGAUGCCACAGCAAAGAGCAGCCCCAGAACCCCAGCGGGCAGGGGGAGGAGGUCUCUGUGCCCGACUGUGCGGCGAAGCCUCAGCUCGGUGUUAAAACUGAGCUUCCAGCACCGCCUGGGAAACUGCCUGCAGAAGUACAAGGUCGUGUGGCAAAAGCGGGUUGUGAUGAUGGUCCUCAGGCUGAGCUAUCACCAGAGGGAGACGGUGCCGACGGUGGUGGUGCAGCCUUUAAAACUCUCACCGGGGAGCAGGUGCCCAAGGGGGAUGCAGCUACUGAACGGCACGAUGUUCCUGCUGUCACUGUGAUCCCUGGCGAGCAGGCAGCAAGGGAUGGGGAAGAGGCCCCUCAAAGAAGAUCAAGUACCCCCACAACGGAGGCUGCUAGAAAAAGAGAUCCUGCCACGCUCCGAGGAGAUCUGUCUCCUCAAGACCUCGAAAAGGUGCUUUUCCAGGAUCCCAACUACAAAAGGGCUGCAACGAAAUCCAAAACACGCCGUUGCUCUGGACGCCAAAGCUUUGUGGGUGGCCCCCACAAAAACCGUAGGACUUCCUUGUCAGAAAAAUAUUCACUGGCCAGCAAAAGAGAGAGCAUGAUUCAGAAGUCCAUCAGCAGGGCCAUCUCAAAGAAGGCAGCAGCAGCACGAGAAUCAUCCUCUGCCUCCAGCAGAGUGAGCUGUCAAAGCUCCUUGGAGGUUUUUGUGGAAGGAGAUGUGACCAGCAACGUGAGAUCUGGACCAGAACUGAACUCCCAAAGUGAAAAGGUUCCUGAAAACUUCCUCACUUCAAGCAAAGAUGGAAAAGCUGCCAGCCCUCCUGCACAGCACUCAUCUCCUCCUGAACAGCAGGCAGGGAAUAAUGAAGGCGGCAGUGUAAAUCCAAACAAUAAACCCCAGAACACGAACCAGGAACAAGCCCACGGUGCCAAGUCCCAGGAGAGUCCUUCAUGCAUCUGGACAAGGAGCUGUAAACAAAGAAUGGGCGUUGUACGGAAUGGGCAGCAGCCAGGAGGUCGCGCCCCUUUGGAAGACAAGCACGUCAAUUCUACCAACCAGGCUCCACGUUCUGCCUCUCCCGCUAGUAAGGUUGUCAGACCCCUGAAAAACUUCCUGCAGGCAGUGCAGAGAAGCCAGCUACUCGCAAGCCCUGGGCCUGCAGGACAUGGGAGUGUGAUAAAGAACUUGAUCAAACACAACACUCCCACCCGACCUGAUCCUAAGAAGAAGGAGCGACAGAGACUGGAAAGCCUGAGGAAGAAGCAGGAGGCUGAGGAACAAAGGAGAAAGAAAGUGGAGGAGGAAAAGAGACGGCGGCAGGCAGAAAUGAAGCAAAAGAGGGAAGAGCGUCUGAGGAAGGCACUUCAGGCUCGAGAGCGGGUGGAACAACUGGAAGAAGAGAAGAAGAAGAAGCGAAUGCAACAGAAGACUUUACAGAAUGAUGAGAAGGUGCGCCUCUCACAAGUGCGGGAAGAGAGAGUGUCAGAGGAAUGGAGCAAGAAAAAACUGUCAAAGAAACCUGGAGAAACUGACGCAUGGAAACAGAAAACCCUGAAGGUGGAGGAAGAUGAAUUUGAGCAGCAUGAACUACUGCAGAAAAGGAGAGAAGAUAAAGCGAAAGAAAAAGGAAAGAAAGCUUUGGAACUGAAACAUCUUGUAGAGCAGCGACAGGUGGAGCAAGUAAAGGAGAGGGAUCUCAAACAGCAGGGGGGAGAGAAGUCCCCACAACCUCAGCUGGAGCCAGUGGUGUUUACUGAAAAAUACAUGAAGGCCAAAGAGAGCCCAAAAGAGCUGUACCAGCUGCUUGGGCAGGAGGAGAGAGUCAGGCAACCAGAAUCCAUUGCAAUGACUUCUGAUACCUGGGUGAGCACGGUAAAGGAAGAAGAUGAUCUGGAGGAGCCCUGGCAGCAGCUGGCAGAGGAGAAAAAAAUCAAGCAACCAGAAUCAUCCUCUGCUGCCUCCAACACGUGUCUGAGCAAAACCGUAAAGAAAUCUAUCUCCACAUCCUGUUUAAAGCCCCCAAAGAGCACGAAGAUUUUCAGGUCCCCCAAGGUAAAUGAAAACAACUAUGGGAUGGAUCUGAACAGUGAUGAUUCCACAGAUGAUGAGAGUGCACCUCGGAAGCCUGUCCCUGCCUGGGCUGAUGGGUCUCAGCUUAAUCAAGCCAUUGUCCACCAAUACUAUCACCCAGUGGAUGUUGAUGAGCUCUUUGGGUUAAUUACAAGCCCUAAGCUGGAGGAUAUUUUUGGCAAGAGCAAGCCUCGAUACUUCAAACGCACAAGCUCAGCAGUUUGGCAUUCCCCGCCUGGGACCAAAUCUGCUUGUGGCCCCACCUGCAACUUCAAAAACUGAGAAAAUGCGA